CAGCAAAAAUAAUAGUUCGACUGCUUGGGGCUCUUCAAAAUUCAAAAAUUUGAUGAAAUUAUUUAAUAUUAAUUUCUAUUAUUUACCAUCAAAUAUAUAUAAAUGUUAUACUAAAAGGUGUGCGCCAAGUAACAAUGUUAUCUUCAGAUUUAUCCACAGACGAAGAAAAAAUGUACAGUGAAGAGGAAUUGAGCUCUGAACAAAACAGUGAAGAAAAUAAUUCUGAUGGCUAUUCAUCGUGUUCUGAUGAAGAGGAAGACCCAAAUAGCUCUUCAAAGCUAAAACUAGCAGAUGAUGACUUUCGACAGAUGCCGUUCGAGGAUUUAUUACAAUUGAAACGCCGUCUUGGUUCGAAAGUAUACAACGAAGCUGUAUUUGGAAAAGAAAGUAAAAAUAUAUCCACAGACUUAGUUAAAAAUUCGGGAAAGAAUAAAAAUAAGCGUGCAUUGCAUAAGGACAGUGACUCCGACGGUCCGCCAGAGGAACUCAGUGCAAAACGAAAGGUUCCCGCUCUGGGAAUGGAUAAGAGUCGUCUCAAAAAGGAACAGUCACGUUUCAGGGAUCCUCGAUUCGAUGCUAAGCAAGGCUAUUUUAGCGGUCGUAAAUUCAGAGAACAAUAUGGUUUUUUGAACGAUUUGCGUACUGACGAGCUAAAAACGUUGAAGAAACAAGUCGAAGAAACCGAAGACCCCGACGAGACGGAACGAUUGAAGUUUGCAGUCCGCAGAACAGAGAAUCAAAUUCUGGAAUUCAACAAACAGAAGGUUCAAGAUAAAAAACGAAAGGAGGAAAAGUUGCAAACUCGGAAAGCCAUCGAUGAAGGAAAGAGACCGUUCUAUGAGAAGAAUAGUACGAAAAAAGCUCGCGAAUUGGUUGAAAAAUAUGAUAAACUUACGGAAGAAGGGAAAAUUGGAAAACACAUCGACAAACGAAAGAGGAAGAUUACUGCAAAAGAUAGGAAGAAGCUCGAUUUUUCGACAUAAAAUAAAUAAA
This is a messenger RNA of Ochlerotatus camptorhynchus, 993 nucleotides long. RefSeq names its product ribosomal RNA processing protein 36 homolog. Bases 135 to 983 code for a protein of 282 amino acids. The transcript is spliced from 2 exons. Lineage: Eukaryota; Metazoa; Arthropoda; Insecta; Diptera; Culicidae. The record is from RefSeq and is a predicted model, not a curated record. Gene Ontology annotation, cellular component: nucleolus; 90S preribosome. Gene Ontology annotation, biological process: maturation of SSU-rRNA from tricistronic rRNA transcript (SSU-rRNA, 5.8S rRNA, LSU-rRNA).